This is a messenger RNA of Corylus avellana, 1362 nucleotides long. The record is from RefSeq and is a predicted model, not a curated record. NCBI's taxonomy places the organism in Eukaryota, Viridiplantae, Streptophyta, Magnoliopsida, Fagales, Betulaceae.
ACAUUGGAAUUUGUUGAUGCAGAAAGAAGACAAAUGGAUCCACAUGCUUUCGACAUAGAAAACCCUUAUGUUCCACUGGCAAAUUCGCUGAAAGAGGAGUUUCAAAGCUUGUCUCCUCCCUUCUCCACUGAAUGCAGUAUCUAUAGAGUUCCUGAGAGAUUACUUCAUAUCAAGGAAAAAGCCUAUACUCCUAAGGUAGUCUCCAUUGGCCCACUUCACCAUGGUAUGAAAGGCUUGAAAGCCAUGGAAGCACAUAAAAAGAGGUACGCGCAAGAUUUUAUCCAACGGACGAAUAAAAGCUUGGAGUUCUAUAUCCAAGUUGUAAAGGAGAAGGAAACAAGAAUGCGUGGUUGCUAUGCAGAAACCAUUCAGUUUAGCAGUGAUGAAUUUGUCAAAAUCAUUCUAGUCGAUGCUGCCUUCAUCAUUGAGGUCUUACUGAGGCGCAAUUUCCAUGAGCUGCAAGAUAAAAAUGACUGCAUAUUUAAUAAACCAUGGAUGUUACAGGAUGUAUGGCCGGACCUCCAAUUGCUAGAAAACCAGCUUCCGUUCUUCAUUCUUGAGGAUCUUUUUGACACUAACAAAAUUACAGUCUCUUCCCAGCAAAAUGAGAUACCUUCCAUCAUUGAGCUCUCACAUAACUUCUUCAAAAAGGUAAUGUAUUUGGAGGGAACAAAAGACAAAUUUGAGAAUUUUUGUUCUUCCAAAGUUGAACAUUUUGUUGAUCUCCUUAGACACUUACAUCUACCUUUGAAGGAGCAGCCUAAAGGAAAGAUUAAAACACUAACCACGCCCACUAUGACAGAUCUACAAGAGGCUGGAGUCAGGUUUAAUGUGGGGUCAAGCAGAAAUCUAUUUGACAUACAAUUCAGUGAAGGGAUACUGGAAAUCCCAAAACUUAUUUUAAGCGACGAAACAGAACUCUUAAUCCUAAAUCUUCUUGCCUUUGAGCAAUUGCAUUAUGGGGAGAAUUACAUAAAUGAUUAUGUUAUCAUAAUGGAUUGCCUUGUUAACACUCCUAAGGAUGUGGAUUUGCUGGUCAAGUAUGAAAUUGUUGAGAAUAGGCUAGGCGGCGACAGCAAUGAAGGGUCAACUAUUAUCAACAAACUUGGCAAGGUGGCUAUUUUGGACAAUAAUAACUUCUGUUUUGCAAGUCUUUGUGAAGAACUGAACAAGUACUACAGAACCCCCUGGCACAAGUGGAAGGCUAACUUGAAACAGAAUUAUUUUAACACACCAUGGGCCAGUACUUCGGUUGUUGCAGGUGUUAUUCUCCUUGUACUCACUUUAAUACAAACUGUGUGUUCCAUCAUGUCCACCUUUUCAGAUGGAAAGAAACAUUGAUAGGUCACUGUAUGGCAGUUG